CUGAAAUUUCAUUGCUUUUCUCGAAUUUUCUGCUGCUAUCUUCGUCUCCUCAUCAGAUCUCCGCGCUUUCUGGGGCUGGUUUUGUUCAAAGCUGUUAGCUUUGUUACUGUAUUUUAGGGUUUUGGUUUGGUUCUCAGGGUAUUUGUGGUUGUCUGAUUCUUGGGUCUGCUUUAUUCUUGUAUAAUUCUGCCAUGGACAAGGAUAAAUCUACCAGCCAUGGUGGAGGCUUGCCACCUCCGUCAGGUCGUUUCGCGGGGUUUUCUUCCAGCGGGAAUCCCAACACUUUCAAUGUUAAAUCUGAGCCGCCUUCAUCGCCACUCUGUUUUCCAAUACAGCCGGCUUCAAAUUCUGAAGCUAAACAUUUCUCUCACGGAUCGGAUUCCAAUAGGUUUAGCCAUGAUAUUAGCAAAAUGCCAGAUAAUCCACCAAAGAAUAUAGGUCAUCGCCGUGCCCAUUCGGAAAUUCUCACUCUUCCGGAUGAUAUUAACUUUGAUAGUGAUCUUGGGGUUGUAGGGGUUGCUGAUGGGCCUUCGUUUUCUGAUGAGACCGAGGAGGAUUUGUUUUCCAUGUAUCUUGAUAUGGACAAGUUCAAUUCAUUUUCAGCUACAUCGGUGUUUCAAGUGGGUGAGUCCUCGGCCACGGUGGCGGCUGCCUCCGGACCUGCUGUGCCUGGGGGAGCGGGUACUAGUUCUGGGGAGAAUUUUGCAAGUGGGUCUGCUGAGAAGCCUAGGAUUAGGCACCAACACAGCCAAUCCAUGGAUGGGUCAACAAGUAUUAAGCCUGAAAUGCUUAUAUCUGGUUCUGAAGAGGCGUCCCCGGCUGAUUCGAAGAAAUCCAUGUCAGCUGCCAAGCUUGCUGAGCUUGCUCUUAUUGAUCCCAAGCGCGCUAAGAGGAUCUGGGCAAAUAGGCAAUCAGCUGCAAGGUCAAAGGAAAGGAAGAUGCGGUAUAUAGCUGAGCUUGAAAGGAAAGUGCAGACACUGCAAAGUGAAGCAACAUCUCUCUCUGCUCAAUUGUCUCUUUUGCAGAGAGAUACAAAUGGUCUGAGUGCUGAAAACGGUGAACUGAAACUGCGGGUGCAAGCAAUGGAGCAACAGGUUCACUUGCAAGAUGCAUUAAAUGAUACAUUGAAGGAGGAAAUUCAGCAUCUGAAGUUACUGACGGGCCAAGCUAUACCAAAUGGUGGACCAAUGAUGAGCUAUGCAUCAUUUGGGACUAGCCAGCCAUUCUAUCCAAACAACCAUGCUAUGCAUACGCUUUCAACCACACAGCAGUUUCAGCAGCUUCAGAUUCAUUCGCAGAAGCAGCAGCAUCAGUUCCAACAGCGUCAGCUGCACCAACUUCAGCAACAACAACUACAACAGCAGCAGCAACAGGACCAGCAACAGCAGCAACAACAGUUGCAAACCGGGGAAUUGAAAAUGAGAGGGUCCCUGCCAUCCCCCAAACAGAAAGAUAAUUCAUCUGAUAGAAGCUCAGCUUCAAUGAAGGAUUAAAAGAGUUGUGGUCCUAUGGAGGCAUUGUGGGUCUUUGUCAUGAUUAGAAUCUUAGUCGCAGUCUUUGUCGGAUAGGAUACUUUUACAUUAUCUACUAUCUGUUUAGGUACACCUGCAUAAUAUUCAUUUAAAUAUUUGAUUCUACUUUGAGAUUUUAUCAAUGAGCUUGCCCCUUCUCACCACGUGUCCGUGACCAAAGUGGCUUCUGA
This is a messenger RNA of Rubroshorea leprosula, 1702 nucleotides long. NCBI's taxonomy places the organism in Eukaryota, Viridiplantae, Streptophyta, Magnoliopsida, Malvales, Dipterocarpaceae. The record is from the annotation of a GenBank genome assembly.